This is a messenger RNA of Pleurotus ostreatus (oyster mushroom), 342 nucleotides long. RefSeq lists its product as uncharacterized. Lineage: Eukaryota; Fungi; Basidiomycota; Agaricomycetes; Agaricales; Pleurotaceae. The record is from RefSeq and is a predicted model, not a curated record. The coding region runs from base 1 to 342 and encodes 113 amino acids. The transcript is spliced from 3 exons.
AUGCCUGAAGUCAUCACUAAAGUCAUCUACAAGCCAGAUCCUCAGUCAACCGAGGAAUAUCUUGUCAUUGUCGAUCAUGACCAGUAUAAGAAGUGGAAAGAAGGAGCCUUCCAAGUCUUCUACUCCAACCAAGGGAACCAAGGGCUUCUAGGGAAGCCAUCGAAGCAACAAUUGGAUACAGUCUUUGGCACGCACAAAGACGACGACGUUGUGCUAGCGAUAUUACAGAAGGGCAAGCCUCAGGCUAGUGAAGGUAUCGCCAACUCGAAUUUCGGCACGACAAAUGUUGCUCGUGGGAGUAUUGGCGUUAGUACUCGAGGAAAGGGCAACACAGGCAUCUGA